CCAUGCUCUUUGAGGUCGAAUAUGAAAGGUGUCACCGUCAGUGACAGUGUCUCCAGUACACUAGAGGGCAGUGUGAGGAACUCCAGUCGCAGGCGCUGAACGAUGAAGAAGAGCGUGCCGUGUUCCUCAACCUCACGUGGGAAUUAGUUGACAUAUGUUCAUCUUUGUGUUGACCCAAAGUACAUAACUAUCUCCUGAAAGAAGAUGACAGAUGCUUUCAGUAGCAACAGUGAGGCAGUUCUUCAGCGCACUGUCUAUGUGCCCACCGUCACAACAAGCAGCCAUGCUGGAAAUUUGAUGCAGCUGUAUCAAAUAACUGAGACAUGUCAUUUUGUCACUAGUAAUCAAUUCAAGAAGGUAGCCUUGCAGUUUCCAGAUGAACUCCUUCCUGAUGCCGUCCGGGUCUCUACCGAAAUAGAGAAUGAAACCAAAGCAAAGACAUUCAUUUUAGGUGAUACAUCCUAUGGCAGCUGUUGUGUGGAUGAGGUAGCAGCAGAACAUGUAAGAGCAGACUGUAUAGUGCAUUAUGGGCCAUCUUGCCUCAGCCCAUGCAGACGACUACCUCUUCUGUAUGUGUUUGGGAAUAGACCUAUAGAUGUCCAGCAGUGUGCUGCAGCUUUUAAAGAGCUUUACCCUGACUGCCAAAGUCAUGUCAUCGUACUGUACGAUGUCACCUAUUCACAUGCUAUAGGUGAUCUCAGGACGUUUUUGUGUGAUAUCUACCCCAAUGUUGUGGUAUCUCUUCUAAAAACGGACCAUUCCUGUGGUGCUGAACUGAUACAGGAAAGCUGUGUGGACAGUGAUCACUUGGAUUCACAGGAUGAUAUAGUCAUUUUUAAAUUUGGCAGACAGUUUAGUGUAAAAAAGGGCCAGAGUAUUGAUGAUUACAGUAUGUUUUACAUUGGCCAGGAAGGCCUGACUUUGACAAACUUCAUGAUGACCUGGAACCAUUGUGCCUUCAGCUCAUUCAAUCCAGAAACGUGCACAGGGCGAGUGGAAUCAGUUAAAAUCAACAAGGCACUGAUGAAACGCUAUUAUGCCAUUGAGCGGGCUAAAGAUGCCAGUGUGGUCGGCAUUUUGGUGGGCACCCUGGGCGUCGCCAAUUACCUGACCAUCAUAGAACAGCUGAAAGACAUUAUUCACAAAGCAGGCAAAAAGAGCUAUAUGUUUGCAAUGGGAAAGAUCAAUGUUCCUAAGCUUGCCAACUUCUUGGAAAUUGAUGUUUAUGUGCUAGUUGCCUGUCCAGAGAACUCACUGCUGGAUUCAAGUGAAUUCUACAGACCUGUGGUGACUCCCUUUGAGAUGGAUUUGGCUUGCAAUAAGCAAAGAGAGUGGACUGGAGAAUAUAUCACAGACUUCAGAGAUUUACUGCCUGGUGGAAGCAGCCAUGUGGUUUUCCCUGAACCAAAUCAGUCUACCACUGAAGAAGAGACCACAGAUGUCUCUCUUAUUACAGGAGCUCUGCGAGCCUGUUCCACCACCUCAUCUGAGAUCAUAAAUGGCACAUUAGGGGCUUCUUCACUUGUGCCCAGGAAUCAGACUCUCACUGUGGCCAAUACUAACACUGCAGCAUCAUUUUUGGCUGGCCGUAGUUGGCAGGGACUGGAGCCCAAACUGGGGCAGACACCAGUGGUGAAAGCUGCAGAGGGACGGAGAGGCAUUGCAAUCGCUUAUGAGGAGGAGGGUGUCGGUAUCAAAGAUGCUUUAACAUCUCCUCAAAAAUCAUAACACUCAUUUACUAUUGGACUGUCACAUAAAUCAAAGGACUACUUUCACACUCACAUCACAUGAAUCGCAUCAGUAUAUUGAAGAGGAUUUUUGCUGCUGGUCAAAUAUCAAGGAAGGUAAAUAUAAUAAUAUUUGUUAAAUAUAUGAAUAUGAAGUUCUAUUGUGCUACCAAUACGGUAGCAAGCUAUAGAAAGCAAAUUGAAUAAUAGAAGAAAAAUGUAACAGAUGUUAAAUGUGCUUUAAUGUUGUCUUUUUUUUUUAAAUGUUAAUCAAACAGAAUAAAACUCGUCCUUCUGCCUUUAUCA
Megalobrama amblycephala (Wuchang bream) is the source of this 2033-nucleotide messenger RNA. It is a transcript of the gene dph2, whose product is annotated as diphthamide biosynthesis 2. The record is from RefSeq and is a predicted model, not a curated record. NCBI's taxonomy places the organism in Eukaryota, Metazoa, Chordata, Actinopteri, Cypriniformes, Xenocyprididae. The transcript has 7 exons. Gene Ontology annotation, biological process: protein histidyl modification to diphthamide. Gene Ontology annotation, molecular function: 2-(3-amino-3-carboxypropyl)histidine synthase activity. The coding region runs from base 205 to 1728 and encodes 507 amino acids.